UCGUCCCUCCUAACUCUGCUCUACUUUACCUGUAUUAAAAGCUCUCAGCUUAAUGUAAAUAAAUAGUAAUAAAACUAUAAGUCCAGUAUCAGCUGAGUUAUGUCUCCCUAGUUUCUUUUCUCCGUCUCUUGGAGCAGAAUCGAAAGUGAAAGCGUCUCCGGGGCUCAGUGUGUCGGUGAGCUCAGACCGGACGGCAGCAUGGAGGGACCCGACGGGACCGAGUGUCCGCCCGUGACCGUGGAGGGGGCCUGGAGUCCGGAUCAGACCAAGACCGUGAGGAACAAACUGCUGCUGUACUUCCAGAGCAAGAAGAAGUCCAGCGGGGGGGACUGCCGGGUGGAGGCCGGGGACGGAGCUCCGACGGCCGCCGUGUUCUUCCGAUCCGAGCAGGUGAGGCAGCGAGUCCUCGCCCGGCAGAACCAUCAGAUCGUCGUGGGGAACCAAACCAUCCAGCUACGACUCACUUCUGCUGCAAGUCCAACUAACAGCGACGACGUUUCAGAUUCAGCGAAAGAUUCAAAGACCCAGAAGUCGGAAGCCGAACCUGAAGAAUAUGGAGCUUCUGCAGAGAACAAAGAGGAGUCUGUUCAGAGCGCCGCGGUGGUGUUGGAAAACGUUGGAGACAACAUGUCCACAGACCUGCUGUUCAUGCUGGUGGAGAUCGUGUCGGGUUUGGACGAGAGCCGCUACAGUCUGGAGAUCAUCUGGGAGGCCAACAGAGCCGUGGUGACCUUCAACAAACCGGCAGAUGCGGAGAGGUUCCUCACUGUGAGUCAGUCCAGUCAGAAGCUGCAGAAACACGGACUGACCGCCCAGCCACUGGAGGCAGCAGAGAGCGUCCGAGUGGAGAGUCUGCCUCCACAGGUGGUCAAAGACAUGUUGGAGAUGUAUUUUGAGAAGAGCUGGGCGCUGCCAGACGAUAUCACCAUGAUCCCCAAUGAACAGGCUGCCAUCGCAAAGUUCAACAACCCCAAAGUUGUGGAAAGCAUUUGUAUGAACCGAGAUCAUCUGAUGCGGUCCAUCCCUGUCGGGGUGUAUCCGUACUACGAGUCCCUGGGGACCGCUUUGUACGGCGAAGAACGCCCAACAUGGAAGAUGCCCGAGCCCUUCACAGAGAGCGUUCACCACGUUGUCUGGAAGUUCCUGCAGAUGAAGAAACUGUCUGAUAGCAUCAACGAUCAGAUGCGUCCGUAUUUCUGCAGCGUGGACUUGGAGACCCCUGAGGUGAAACUCAGCCCUCUCCCGAGCUUCUUGAGGCAGAAAGGCCUGACGGCCGAACGCGUUGCUGAUUGGCAGAAAGCCGCCCAGGUGGCCUUUCGUGAGCAAAUGUCUGAGUACACGGCCUUCGACUGUCAAGUGAACGCACAUGCAUGGAAAGCUGCAGAGAAAGAAGUCCGCUCGGUUGUCCAGGAAGACGCUUUCCUGUUGCUGGAUGCAUCCAGGGGGAUUGUGGCCGCGGCUGGUCGAGCCGACGAUAUCAAACGAAUCAGGGCUCCUGUGGAGAACAUCGUCCUCAAAGCCAUGAGGCAGGUGAAUCGGCAGACAGACAGUGUCUCUGAGCUCAUGGACAUGUCCCCUUCAAUAUUCUACAUUCUGCAGCAGGAGGGCCUCCAGAAAGCUUCCCAGGACAUUUCCCCUGACAUGAACCUUGACUUUGACCGAGGUGCCCAGAAGUUAACCAUCACAGGACUCCCUGCAGAGGUUUUCCAGACCAAGUCGUGGAUCUUGGAGAAGAAUGUGGGGAUGAGUAAAAAACAGCUGAAUGUCCCGCCACAUCUUCUGGACUUUCUCAAGACUGUGGAUCCGAUGGAAAUGUCCCAGGAUCUGUUCACAUCCCAAGGCAUCAGUGCCAUCUACAGCAUUGAGAAUAAAGGGGUUUUCCUAAUGGGGAGUUCUGAGAUCGUCCUCACCGCCGCUGAGAAUACGAUGAAGGCGGUUUUGGCUGUUCAGACUCUUGAUGUCGAAGAUCCAGAAGUCCUGAAGCUUGUCAACUGGGCGGGCCUGAACCAACAGCUGUUGGACACCUACAACUCCUCAAAGAAGAAAACGGUGGCCAUUCAGAUCCACCCAGAGAGAAGAGACAAGAUAAUGGUGGCUGGCUUCCAGAGUCCAGUGAAAGAGGUCAGCCACAGUCUGACAGAAUUCAUUGCAAACUACUCACGAGUUCAGGAAGCCAUUCGGGUCGAGUCCUGUGCUGUUGUUCAGUUCAUUGACAAGAAGAAAACAGAAGACUGGACAAGUAUCGCCAAAGCUAACGAUGUGGUAGUCCGUUUUGAUCCACAGAGGCCAAAAAUCACCUUUGCUGGUGCUCGCCUUCACGUCCAGAAAGCAAAAUUCUGCUUUCAGGAACUGGCUAACGCUCUCUCCACUGACAACUUCUCCGUGGACAAGCCUGGAGCCAAGAAGUACUUCCAGACUCAAGGAAGCUUGUUCCUGUCCACAAUCAUGUCAGAGUUCAGCUGUGUGGUGGUGCUUUGUCCAGAGAACCAAGAGAAGGAGGAGGACUAUGAGAAGGUAAAAAACAACAACAGUGACAACACCGUGAGACUCCUGGCCUCAGCCGUUAACAGAGAGUUCAACGACCUCGGACCUACGAUGACCGUCCCACAGCCAGCAGGAAGAGGCAGCAUCGGAGCUUCAGGCGGUCAUCAGUGGGGUCGAAGUCAAAGCGAGUCGCCCAGCGGCCGGCGGUUUGGUGGACGAGCUGGAGCUGGAGCUGGAGCUGGAGCUGGAGCUGGAGCUGGAGCUGGAUUCUGGGAGAGUCGUAAGGGAGGUCAGAGCCCUAAAGGACAUGUCUGGCAUGGAGGGUCGGGCAGGGUGGAGCAGACCACAGCUGAGCGUCUGAAGAUUAAUCUGCAGAUUGGGAACAUUGAGGACCAGACUUGUUUCACCAGGCAGUUCAAAGGUCAGACAAUCCAGAGAAGUGUCCGACAUGGAGCUCGGGAAAUUAGAUCGUUGCCAGUCAGCCAAUCAGUCAGACAAUCACAGCAGUCCACAGCCUCCUUCGGCCCGGUGUCGUCCCCCUCCCUCGGUGUGUAUCAGAUGCAGAUGGGUCAGCUCACCCUCGAGGUGUCAUCGGGAGACAUCACCAAGGAGGCCUGUGACGUCAUCAUCAACUCCUCCAAUCAGGACUUUACCCUCAAAUUAGGAGUGUCCAAGGCGAUCUUAGACAGCGCUGGAUUAACCGUUCAGCUGGAGUGCUCAAAGAUUGUGAGCUCUCCAGGUUACCAGCCUCGCCCGUUCAUCCUGACCUCGGCCGGCCUGCUGCCCAGCAGGUUCAUCAUCCACGUGGUCGGUGUCAACAACCCUGCAGAUAUUAAGGACCUGGUCUACGGGGUGCUGAAGUACUGCGAGGAGAACAAGUUCAGCUCGGUCUCCUUCCCGGCGCUGGGAACAGGUCAGGGCGGAGCCAACCCGGCGGCAGUGGCAGACGCCAUGGUGGACGCCAUGGUGGACUUUGUGAGGAAGAAGAACCGGAGGUUCGUCCGCAGCGUGAAGAUCCUGAUCUUCCAGACCGCCAUGAUGGCCGAGUUUCACAAGAGCAUGAAGAGGAGAGAGGGAGAGGAGGUGGAGGAGAAGAGCGUCUUCACCGAGUUCAAAAACUCGGUCACUUCGUUCUUCAUGGGCCUGGGGGAGGAGCGACCCAACCCAGAAGUCCUGGUUCUGGAGCGAGAGGAGUUUGAGCCCACAGUGUUCCAGCUGUGUGCCGACAACAGCACGGCUGUGAGGCAGGCUAAGAGAAGGAUCGAGGAGCUGAUCGUGGCCGAGCAGGCGGAGAGAACCAUCACAGACAAGUACAUCAGCCACCUGACGCAGGCCGACCUGGACCAGCUGAAGGCCCUGCAGAGGAAGCUGACAGUCAGCAUCCGUCUGGACCAGGGGCAGGAGGACCAGGAGCCCAAAAUCCUGCUGGAGGGUCUGACCAGAGACGUCUACACCGCCGAGGCUGAAGUCAGGGACAUCAUCCGGAAGGUGGAGAGGUCGGAGAACCUGAAGACCAAGGCCUUGAUGCUGAGCGGCCCGGUGGAGUGGCAGUUUGAGGACCGCAGCGGCGUGAUGGUGCCCUUUGACAUUUACACCAACCUGAGCCUGGAGGAGGCGCUGGAGAAGAGAGAGCAGAGCGUUCCUAUCAAGAUCAACAACGACAAGUACAACGCUCAAGUACUGAUGAAGAAAGCGGUGUCAGCCAACAAGCGUAGAGAGGUGGAGCUCCUCAGGAAAGAGCUGAAAGAUGACGCCGCUCUGCCGUCACACUGGGACGACAUGAAGGGCGACCUGCUCAAACUGUUCUCUCUGAGCCCCGGAUCCAAAGAAUACAACGACGUGGUGGCAGAACUCACAAAGACCGGCCUCACUGUCAACAUCCUCAGCAUUGAACGAGUCCAGAAUGCGACGCUGUGGCAGAGCUACCAGCUGAUGAAGAAACAGAUGGAGGUGAAGAAUAAACACACAAACAACGAGAGGAUACUCUACCAUGGCACCGGUGCCAACUCCAUCGAUCUCAUCAACAAGCGGGGCUUCAACCGCAGCUACGCAGGAAUUCACGGUGCGAUGUACGGCAAUGGCUCGUACUUUGCGGUGAACCCGACCUACUCGGCUCAAGGCUACGCCCAACCAGAUGCUAGCGGCUACAAGCGCAUGUACCAGGCUCGGGUCCUGGUCGGAGACUUCACCCAGGGAAGAAGUGGCAUGAUUACUCCGCCCUCCAAGACCUCGAAUCCUGCAGAUCUGUACGACAGCGUUGCAAAUCAAAAUGGGAACCCGACCAUCUUUGUAGUCUUCAAUGACGUGCAGGCGUACCCAGAGUACCUGAUCACAUUCACAUGAGUCAGCCUACCAUUACACUUCACUUCUGAUUAAUAUUUACCUCUAUUAUUUGUCUUGUACCUUAAAUCAGCAGUCUACAAAACCAUUUAUAAAAUCUAUAAUAAUCGAUAACAUUGCGUAUUUCCUGCAGGUGCAGUUUUUCUUGUUUUCUGUAUUUGUUUUCUAAACACUAGCUAGAUUUAAAAAAAAUAAUAUUCAAGAUGAAAACAAAAGCAUGUAUGUCAACAUUUCUCUUCAUUUGAAAUCGCUCACGUUGUUAUUUCUGUUAUGAAAUCUGGUCUGAAAAACUGAUUAAUAAAGGACUUCUGCCACAAUUU
Centropristis striata (black sea bass) is the source of this 5144-nucleotide messenger RNA. RefSeq names its product protein mono-ADP-ribosyltransferase PARP14-like. Gene Ontology annotation, cellular component: nucleus; cytoplasm. Gene Ontology annotation, molecular function: NAD+ poly-ADP-ribosyltransferase activity; transcription corepressor activity. Gene Ontology annotation, biological process: negative regulation of gene expression. The transcript has 22 exons. The record is from RefSeq and is a predicted model, not a curated record. The coding region runs from base 199 to 4827 and encodes 1542 amino acids. Lineage: Eukaryota; Metazoa; Chordata; Actinopteri; Perciformes; Serranidae.